Beta vulgaris subsp. vulgaris (sugar beet) is the source of this 3533-nucleotide messenger RNA. Its product is annotated as vacuolar sorting protein 39. Gene Ontology annotation, molecular function: protein binding. The coding region runs from base 282 to 3299 and encodes 1005 amino acids. Gene Ontology annotation, biological process: intracellular protein transport; vesicle-mediated transport; autophagy. The record is from RefSeq and is a predicted model, not a curated record. The transcript has 13 exons. Gene Ontology annotation, cellular component: cytoplasm; membrane. Lineage: Eukaryota; Viridiplantae; Streptophyta; Magnoliopsida; Caryophyllales; Amaranthaceae.
AAAUGGAGAAAUCAGCAAAUAAGUCACGAACUCACGACUCACGAGGGAAAGAACUCCUCUGUUUGGAAUUUAGAUUAAAUUUGUGGUGAUAUGAAGAAGAAUCUGCAAAAUUGUUUGAAUCAAUCACAAAUGAAAGCUUUGCCAGAUUUUCGCUGAUCCAGCUUUCCCCGACGAAUCACGAAGCUUGGCCCCACGUUUCACAGCAGUCCACAAGUCUCUUUUCACUUCGGUUCUCGCUCUUCGUUUUUUUUGGUUUCUGGAUUUGUUGUUAGCAGAGGGAGAUGGUCCAUAGUGCAUAUGACUCCUUCGAGCUAGUCAGUGAUUUCCCUACAAAGAUUGAUGCCGUUGAAUCGUACGGUUCAAAGCUUCUCCUUGGUUGCAGUGAUGGAUCACUUCGAGUUUACGCUUCUGAAUCCUCUGGCUCUGAAGCAUCUUUGCCGUCUGAUCAUCACGCCUUCCAAUUAGAGCUCACGAAAGAACCCUACUCUCUUGAGAGAACCAUAAAUGGCUUCUCACGUAGGCCAAUCAUUGUUAUGGAAGUUUUGAGGUCAAAAGACCUACUACUUUCUCUGUCUGAAUCUAUUUCGUUUCAUAAGCUCCCCUCUUUCGAGACUGUUGCUGUAAUUUCCAAAGCCAAAGGUGCAAAUGCAUAUUCUUGGGAUGAUUCUAGGGCCUUUUUGUGCUUUUCCAGGCAGAGGAGGGUCUGUAUUUUCCGACAUGAUGGUGGGCGGGGCUUUGUCGAGGUGAAAGAGUAUAGUGUUCCAGAUACUGUGAAGUCAAUGGCUUGGUGUGGUGAAAAUAUAUGCAUCGGAGUUCGGAAGGAUUAUAUGAUACUCAAUGCUAGUACUGGUGCAUUGUCCGAAGUGUUUUCUUCUGGGAGAAUCUCCCCACCUUUAGUGGUGUCUCUCCCCUAUGGAGGGAUGCUUCUCGGCAAGGAUAAUAUUGGAGUUUUUGUGGACCAACAUGGGAAGCUUGGACAAGAAGGCAGAAUUUGUUGGUCUGAGGCUCCUUGUCAAAUUGUUAUGCACGAGCCUUAUGCUAUAGGUCUCUUGCCUAGACAUGUCGAGAUACGGUCUCUUCAACAACCGUAUCCCCUUAUACAAACUGUUGUCUUGCGGAAUGUUCGGCAUCUCAUACGAAGCAAUGAUACGAUUCUUGUAGCAUUAGAAAAAUCUGUUCAUGGCCUCUUCCCUGUUCCUCUUGGUGCGCAGAUCGUGCAAUUGACAGCAUCUGGAAAUUUCGAGGAGGCUUUAUCUUUGUGUAAACUCCUUCCACCAGAAGAUUCAAGCCUUAGAGCUGCAAAGGAGAGUUCUAUCCACGUUAGAUAUGCACAUUAUUUGUUUGAAAAUGGGAGCUAUGAGGAGGCUAUGGAGCAUUUUGUGGCUUCUCAAGUCGAUAUCACAUAUGUGCUAUCGUUAUACCCAUCCAUUAUUGUUCCAAGGUCAAGUGCGCUUCCUGAGCAGGAGAAGGUGAUAGAUUUUGGUCUGGAUGCUUCAGAUCUCUCUAGGUGUUCGUCAGGUCUAUCAGAUGAUAUGGAAGCUUCACCCAGAGCACAUAUUGAAUUGGAGGAAAAUGCUGACAUGGAGUCCAAAAUAGUUAGCCAUAAUACUCUUAUGGCUUUUAUCAAGUUCUUGCAGAAGAAACGGUUCAAUAUUAUUGAAAAAGCCGCAGCAGAGGGAACAGAUGAGGCUGUUUCUGAUGCUUUUGGUGCUAAUUUCAAAUCUUUUGACUCCAAUAGGCCCAAGAAGUCCAAUAAGGGUCGUGGCAGCAUUACCAUCAGUUCAAGUGGUCGUGAGAGGGCUGCUAUCCUGGACACCGCACUUCUACAAGCCUUUAUUCUCACGGGGCAGUCUUCUGCAACUGUGGAACUAUUGAGAGGUGUGAACUACUGUGAUUUGAAGAUAUCUGAGGAGUUCUUGCUUAAAAAAAAUCAAUAUACUGCCUUGCUCGAAUUGUACAAGUGCAAUGAUAUGCACCGCGAAUCUUUGAAGCUUUUGCUCCAACUAAUAGAAGAGUCAAAGGCAGGCCACCCACGAGCUGACCUCACCCAGAAGUUUACACCUGAAAUGCUCAUUGAGUAUCUGAAGCCUCUUUGUGGGACAGACCCCAUGCUUGUUCUGGAAUUUGCGAUGCUUGUUCUUGAAGUCUGUCCAACACAGACUAUUGAGCUCUUUCUGUCAGGAAAUAUUCCAGCAGACUUGGUUAAUUCCUACUUGAAACAGCAUGCUCCAAAUAUGCAGGCUAAUUAUUUGGAACUCAUGCUUUCCAUGAAUGAAGAUGGGAUCUCUGGUAACCUACAAAAUGAAAUGGUGCAAAUCUAUCUCUCAGAGGUACUUGAUUGGUAUAGGGAGCUGAUUUCACAAAAGCAAUGGGAUGAGACGGCUUACUCUCCCACAAGGAAAAAAUUAUUGUCUGCACUGGAGAGCAUUUCAGGGUACAAUCCAGAAGGUCUCUUAAAGCGUCUUCCAGCUGAUGCCUUGUAUGAAGAGAGGGCAAUUUUGUUGGGAAAACUGAACCAGCAUGAACUUGCUCUUUCUCUCUAUGUACAUAAGCUUCAUGUUCCUGAACUGGCUCUUUCUUACUGUGAUCGAGUUUACGAGUCUCAGCCUUCUGGAAAGUCUCACAGCAAUAUAUAUCUUACUCUCCUACAAAUCUAUCUAAAUCCUAGGAGGACAACAAGAAACAUUGAGAGACGAAUCAACCAUACUGUCUCAACCCCGAAUGCUGAAAUUAAAAGGGUUAAUUCCUCUGCCUCAAUUAGAAGCAAAGGAGUCCGUUCAACUAGGAAAAUUGCUGAAAUAGAGGGUGCAGAAGACGUGCGCUUUAGCCCCAGCAACACAGACAGUGGGAAGAGUGAUGGUGAUGCAGAUGAAGCCAGCUGUGAAGGAGGGUCCAAUAUAAUGCUUGAUGAGGCCCUUGAUUUGUUGAGCCAAAGAUGGGAAAGGGUCAAUGGAGCACAGGCCCUGAAAUUGUUACCAAGAGAAACUAAACUAAAGGAUUUGCUUUCUUUUCUUGGACCACUAUUAAGAAAAUCCAGCGAAGCACAUAGAAAUUUCUCAGUGAUCAAGAGACUUAGAGAGAGCGAGAAUCUGCAGGUAAAAAAUGAGCUCUUCAACAAAAGGAAAGAUGUCGUCAAGGUUACUGGUGAUAGCAUGUGUUCCCUCUGCAACAAAAAGAUCGGAACAAGCGUGUUUGCAGUCUACCCAAAUGGCACAACUUUAGUCCACUUUGUUUGCUUUAGGGACUCGCAAAGCAUGAAGGCUAUGAGAGGCUCUCAGUUAAGAAAGAGAUCACAAUAGAGAGUUCAAAGUUUUUGGUGUUUGCCAUCAAAAUUACCUAAUUUUUGCGGGUUAGAUCACAAUAAAGUCCGAGACGUUUGAGACAAAAAAUCGCGACAGCAAAAAAACUAAAUAGAAGUUAUUCGGAAUGCGUGAUCAUGGUGUAAUAAGAAGUAAGAGAUGAUUGACAAGGCAUUGUGUUAAUGUGUUUAUAUCUGUUUUGCUUGUUAUAUAUAUAUAUAUAUAUAUAUAUAU